UUGGGAUAAUAACAUUGUCCUAAGUCCGCAGAAGCGGCAACUUCGUACCAUCACUAAUGAAUUCCAUUAUAAAACCCGUCCUUCUCGUAGGUCUGAGUCAAUUAAUUUGAAAAUCAAAAUUUCAUUCUCUGCCUGAAAAGUGAAAAGCAAUGGCAUCUUCAGCAAGGAAGCUUGAGCUUCUCUGGUUCAUUCUUAUUUUCAUUUCGGUUCCAGCUUCAUCAUCACAGACACUUGUAUUGCCUCUCACACACUCAAUCUCCAAAGAGCAAUUCAACAGUACCCACAACCUCCUCAAAUCCACUGCCACCCGUUCCGCCGUCCGCUUCCACCACCAACGCCAACGUCACCGCCCGCACCAAGUUUCCCUUCCUCUCUCCCCUGGAAGCGACUACACCUUGUCCUUCACCCUGGGCUCUGGCCCGGCCCAGGCCCAUCCCAUAACCCUCUAUAUGGACACAGGCAGCGACCUUGUCUGGUUCCCCUGUGCCCCCUUCGAGUGCAUACUCUGCGAGGGAAAGCCCAGUCCAGGCCCAAGCAGGACACCAAACAUCACACGGGCCCACGCAGUGUCAUGCCAGUCUCCUGCAUGCUCCGCGGCCCACUCCUCCACGUCAUCAUCCGACCUCUGCGCAAUGGCACGUUGCCCCUUAGACGCCAUAGAAACUUCUGAUUGCAGUUCAUCGGCGUGUCCGCCAUUCUACUACGCUUACGGCGACGGAAGCUUAAUCGCAAACCUCUAUCGCCACACACUCUCUAUGUCUUCUCUCGUUCUCAAGAACUUCACCUUCGGUUGCGCCCACACGACCCUCGGUGAGCCCACCGGCGUCGCUGGUUUCGGCCGUGGUUUGCUCUCUUUUCCGGCCCAGUUAGCCACCUUCUCUCCUCAGCUCGGUAAUCGAUUCUCAUACUGUUUGGUAUCUCAUUCUUUCAACGGCGAUCGAAUUCGUCGCCCGAGUCCACUCAUUCUCGGCCGUCGCGACGGCGGGGACGAACACGGUGAGUUCGUGUACACGUCCCUGCUUCGGAACCCGAAGCACCCGUACUUUUACUCCGUCGGGCUAGCUGGAAUCUCAGUCGGGAAGAGGGAUAUUCCGGCGCCAGAGAUACUGAGGAAGGUGGACGCGACAGGGAGUGGUGGUGUUGUAGUUGAUUCCGGGACGACGUUCACGAUGUUGCCAGCGAGUUUGUAUAACUCGGUGGUGGCUGAGUUCGACCGGCGAGUGGGGCGAAUUCACAAGCGGGCGAGUGAGGUGGAGGGGAAAACGGGCCUGGGUCCAUGUUAUUACUUGGACACUGUGGCCCAGGUUCCGGCGGUGACGUUGCGUUUUGCGGGGAAUGAUUCGAGUGUGGUGCUGCCUAGAAGGAACUACUUCUACGAGUUUUUGUACGGUGAAGAUGGAGCCACGACGAAAAGAAGAGUGGGGUGCAUGAUGCUGAUGAACGGUGGUGAUGAUUCUGAGUUAAGUGGUGGGCCCGGGGCCACGCUUGGGAAUUACCAGCAGCAGGGCUUUGAGGUUAUUUACGACCUUGAAAAGCAGCGCGUGGGAUUCGCCAGAAGGCAGUGCGCGUUGCUUUGGGAUAGCCUGAACCGUGAGAAGAACUAGUGUGCUCUAUUCUGCACUGGACCACCGGAACUCUCAGUCACGGGUUCGGUUAACUGUAAAUGGGAAUAAGGCGGUGGCGGGCUUCGGUGCCCACUGCCCAUGUCCUUACUCUGUAUAGCCGAAAUUUGUACUUUUUGUGUUAAUAUUGCUCUUCAUUUUUUGGUU
This is a messenger RNA of Arachis stenosperma, 1769 nucleotides long. Its product is annotated as probable aspartyl protease At4g16563. The record is from RefSeq and is a predicted model, not a curated record. Lineage: Eukaryota; Viridiplantae; Streptophyta; Magnoliopsida; Fabales; Fabaceae. Gene Ontology annotation, cellular component: plant-type cell wall. The coding region runs from base 150 to 1604 and encodes 484 amino acids. Gene Ontology annotation, biological process: proteolysis. Gene Ontology annotation, molecular function: aspartic-type endopeptidase activity. The transcript has a single exon.